AUGUGUCUUGAUACUGGAGCAGACGUAGCAUUGCUGAACACAGCAGACUGGACCGCCAUGGGUCGACCGAAGCUGCAACCACCCCGUCUGACACUGAAGUCUGCCAACAACGAAGCGAUCAACGUUCGGGGAUGCUACGAAUGCAACUUCAUCAUUGAUGCACUACAGAAUACUCAUCCAGGCCAAACAAAUGCCAAGGAUGAAAAUGCUUGCAAGAAGCUUUGUCUAUUGGCCCACGAUGGGGAUCUCACAAACGGUACACGAGGUGUCAAAAUGGAAUCUCAAUUCAAUCGUCGAAAUGGAGCACGACGCCGCAGCUUUGAGGAUUGUUUUGCUAAGGAUUAUCGAGGACAGAAACUUGUACUCUCGGGUUCAUCACAUGCCGUGAUCGGCACAACAGCGACUAACACUUUCUUGGAUGUGUUCGACCUACCACUACUCGACUCCGUGAGCAAGGACGAUGGUGCAACGCCGACUGCCGACUCGUCUCAACGACAGCGAUCCCGCUGCUGA
This is a messenger RNA of Necator americanus (New World hookworm), 513 nucleotides long. RefSeq lists its product as uncharacterized. The coding region runs from base 1 to 513 and encodes 170 amino acids. The transcript has 4 exons. Lineage: Eukaryota; Metazoa; Nematoda; Chromadorea; Rhabditida; Ancylostomatidae. The record is from RefSeq and is a predicted model, not a curated record.